This is a messenger RNA of Oldenlandia corymbosa var. corymbosa, 792 nucleotides long. The record is from the annotation of a GenBank genome assembly. Lineage: Eukaryota; Viridiplantae; Streptophyta; Magnoliopsida; Gentianales; Rubiaceae.
AUGUCAGACAGUGAUUUGAGAGAAAGAGGAAUUCCGGUGAACCGGAGAUCACUUAAAGGGCCACAUAAUCCUUCGCUUUCACCGUCGACUCGCCGGAGGAGCAGUUCUCAAUUGCGCCGCCGAAUUCCGAGACCAUCUACGAAGCCCAUUGAGUUUUUUGAGAGAUGCAGCUCGGAGCCUGUUCUUUUGGGAGCUGGAACAGCCGGAGGAGGCGGAGACGAUCCCGGUCAACGGCCUUUGACUGCCCCGGAGACUGAGGGAGUUCUUUGCCGGCCUCAGACUUGUACUGACAUUUUUUCGUCGCCUGACUAUGUUUCCUUUCAUAGCCCUCCUCGAAAAUCUUUGGAGGGAUACAAAACCGACUCUAAGGUGGUGAUCAAUGUAACAGUGGAGGGGAGUCCUGGACCAGUUCGAGUUCUGGUGAAGUUGGGAUCCAGUGUGGAGGAGACAAUUAAGCUUGUUGUCAACAAGUACAUCGAAGAAGGUCGCACGCCUUAUCUCGAUAAAGAAGCUGUAUCUACCUUUGAGCUACACAAUUCCUAUUUCAGCCUUGAAUGCAUGGACAAAGCGGACACAAUUGGAGAUGCUGGCAGCAGAAACUUCUAUCUUCGAAAGAGGAGCAGCAGUCAAAGUAGCAGUUCAUCUCUGAGUCCAGACAGUCACUCUGAUGGGGCUGGCUAUCGACUUUACUGUUCACCUCUGAUCUCCCUCCAAAAUUCCAUAUGUAGGAAAAUUAACAAGAUGGUUAGAAAAACACAUAAACUCUGGAAAUUAUUAGGUUGUUUAUGCUAA